Molecule: messenger RNA, 866 nt
Organism: Hermetia illucens (black soldier fly)
Lineage: Eukaryota; Metazoa; Arthropoda; Insecta; Diptera; Stratiomyidae
Product: farnesol dehydrogenase-like
Exons: 3
Coding region: 1-750 (249 amino acids)
Source: RefSeq, a predicted model, not a curated record
AUGGAACGCUGGCAGAAUAAGGUGGCCGUUGUGACCGGGGCUAGUUCGGGAAUCGGAGCCGCGGUUGUGAAGGAUCUGCUAGAGGCCGGCUUGAUAGUAGCAGGUUUAGCUCGCCGUUAUGAACGAAUGACCGCCCUCAGGAAUAGUUUACCAGCGGAACAACAAUCGCGAUUACACCCCAUCAGGUGCGAUGUUUCAAACGAAGAAGAUGUGAAACAAGCCUUUGGAUGGAUCGAGAACAAUCUUGGCGGGACUGAUAUUCUGGUGAACAACGCCGGUAUCGCGAAGGGCGGCGUAUGUCUGAUAACUCCUGAUAACACAGCACCUAUUCGGGAAAUAAUAGAAACAAAUGUUAUGGGGGUUGUUUACUGUACACGUGAAGCAUUCAAUUCCAUGAAAAGUCGGAACUUCGAUGGACACAUUGUUAUUGUUAACAGUAUUGCUGGGCAUCAAGUUUGGAAUUUCAUGAACACCGGACUAUCUUCGCUAAAUAUAUACGCCCCAUCCAAGUUUGCUGUAACAGCUAUGACCGAAACAUAUCGACAAGAAUUCGCGAACGCUGGGACAAAAGUGAAAAUAACAAGCAUCAGCCCUGGAUUGGUUGAUACGGAAAUUAUUUCAGAUAAAAUGCGCGACAAGCCAAUAUUGCAACCUGAAGACAUUUCUAAUGCCAUCCUUUUCGCGAUCUCCACCCCACCUCAUGUCCAGAUUCACGAGCUAACGAUCAAACCUGUUGGAGAAGCGUGGUAGAUAUCCGCUGCCAAGAAUUCUAUUCACUUAGAGCCAAUGUUCAAUCUUAUCUUGUUGGUGCAAGCUUUUAAAAUUGUAAAUCUUUCCAACGAUAAUAUAUCUAACAUAUCACUUAG